This is a messenger RNA of Neurospora hispaniola, 1539 nucleotides long. RefSeq lists its product as uncharacterized. The coding region runs from base 1 to 1353 and encodes 450 amino acids. Lineage: Eukaryota; Fungi; Ascomycota; Sordariomycetes; Sordariales; Sordariaceae. The record is from RefSeq and is a predicted model, not a curated record. The transcript is spliced from 2 exons.
AUGUCGCUAAUCACCCUCCCACCCGAACUCCGCCACAAAAUCCUAGCCUCUGUGAUUUGGACACCAACAGCAACACUCUAUAACCACCUCGACCUAUUUUGCCAAGAUCCUCCUCGUGUCCGGGUCCGCGAUGACUGGGACAUUUGGAUACCAGCCACAUCACCUCAACCACCCGCUCUACCACUCCUCUUAACAUGCCGGAUCCUACGCGAUGACGUCCAGUAUCUACUACAUUCACCUACUGCUGCCCAAAAAUCCCACCCCUAUGAGAUAGACAUCGUCUUCAUCCCCAAAUGCGGCAUUUUCCCAACCUGGGCAUCAUUCCGCAUAAUGGACGUAGAGGACAUCGACGAUGAGGUCGAAACAGCAGGAAGACAGGGGGAGUUCUUGCGCCGUUACCACGGUAUAUCAUCCGACUUUAAUGCAAACGACAAGUACUACCCCAAUCCUCCUCCCGGCUCAUGGAACUUUUAUCGCCUAUUAGUAUCCUUUUUGGCCUUGGGACCUCGGGGCCUUUGCUCUCCCGCUUAUCAAAGAAAAAAUCGCGGCAGUCUUCUUUCUUCAAGAAGCAGAAGCCCUCCCAGACACUCACUCCGACAUCUCAUAAUCAGCGUAACAUCCAAGGAGGAAACGGAUGUGGACGAGGAAAGAUGGGAACGAGCAGACCGUGAUGCACAACGGUUCUUGAUUGCCCACAACGAGGACCUCCCUUACGGAGCCGAGGGGGAAGAGGAGAUUUUCCCAGGACCGCCGCCUAACGACGACGACGACGACGACGACGAUUUUUCUCAAUACACAUGGACAGGCCCGACCGACCUACGAGCCGUUAGAGGCAUGCAUAUCCACGCGGGCCGUGACACCCUUGGUCACGCCGACCGCUAUGGCUUGUACCUUGCUAAUGCGCUCUGGGCCUUACUUGACUUUGGCGGGUGGCUGUCGCGAGGUUUCGGUCUGAUGCUGUAUGAGAGCAUCCUUGAUGACAUUACUUUUUAUGUUGACGGGGAGCCAAGACCUCGGUUUGGCAUGGGCGACUUGUUGCUUUCUUUUCUGGAACGGCCCGAACCCCCAACACCGUCCCGCACUUUGACUCCGGAGGUCGCAGCGGCCUUGAAAGUCUGGAAGGAGUGGGUGGUGAAGUGGAGAACAUGGAGGAAGCUACAGGAGGGUUGUUCUGGUAGUGGCGUGUUGGAUGAUACAUGUAUGGAACCCCGACCACACCCGAGUUUUGAUGCUUUUGUGAGAUACUUGCCGGCCUCGACGUGGGAUUAUGAUCCGAAUGAGCCUGGAUACUCGGAUUCAGACUCAGAUUUCGUGUCCGAAGAUGACGCCGACGAAAGUAUUGUUCAGGAAUAAACUCGGUUUUUUUCUUCUCAAUUUGUUCAUCUGCUUGAAUUUAUGCUUUUUCUUGCCUUUUUGUUGUUCUUUGGUCUUUCUCACGGACCAUAUUUUCAUCCAAUAGGAAGCUCAAGAUCCCGGACAGUGUCCCAAGCUUAAGGGUGACUGACGUUAACAAUCCCUUUGUCCUUGAUAACCCUAACC